AUGGAGUGCGGACUGACUCCUCCCCCGCGUGUCCUCCAGGAGGAGGAGGAGGUUGUCCAGGAGGAGGAAGAGCUGCAGGAGGAGGACCAGCAGGUGAUCGAGACAUGGACGCGAAACAUCAAAGCCUGCACCUGUGACUGUGAGUCUGCUGAUUCGCCGACGCGCACGCCCGCUGUCAUCCCACCUGCCCCGCCGACCGCGCUGCCACCGCCACCGCCCCCUCAAGGUCACCAUCUGAACUGCAUGCCAGAAUGCCCCUACCACAGAGCCCUGGGCUUUGAAUCUGGAUCUGUGACAUCAGACCAGAUCAGCUGCUCCAAUCAGGACCAGUACAGUGGCUGGUACUCCUCCUGGAUCCCCAACAAGGCUCGCCUUAACAACCAGGGCUUUGGGUGUGCGUGGCUGUCCAAGUUCAACGACCAGUACCAGUGGAUCCAGAUUGAUCUGAAGGAGGUGGGGGUGGUGUCUGGUAUCCUCACCCAGGGCCGCUGUGAUGCCGAUGAGUGGAUCACUAAAUACAGCAUCCAGUAUCGUACUGUGGAAACUCUCAACUGGAUCUAUUACAAAGACCAGACAGGAAACAACAGGGUUUUCUAUGGGAACUCCGACCGCUCCUCCACGGUGCAGAACCUGCUGCGCCCGCCUAUUGUGGCUCGAUACAUCCGCCUGCUGCCACUGGGCUGGCACACCCGCAUCGCAGUGAGGAUGGACCUGUUGAUGUGCAUGAACAAGUGCACCUGAAGUGUACUCAGCCUGCUUCUUCCUCACCGUCCAUCCUUCCCCUGCCAACCUGCCGCUUGCCAAAAGGGGGACAUUGGUCCAGCUUUUUGAUACGACCUUCAUUUCUUUAACAUGUCUGUCUUUCUUCGGUGCGGCUCAAAGCAAACUAAGUCUGGGCAGGUGGACAUGUUUGGUGUCCUUUGAUGCACUAUUUUAUCUGUCUUAAAAUCUCUAUAAUUUCAUUGUUUUAAUAUAUAAAUCCUAGAUUGGACAACUUUUUCAAUGCAUACAGGGGAUUCCAGUUGAGGAGAACUUUUGGAUGCCUCUGUUCUUCAAUAAAGCUACAGGAAUAAAAUACAAAGAUUUGAUCACUUAUUAAUAAACAUCUUUGAACCAGAAUCAAACACUACUUUACAAAAAAAAAAGAAAAAAAGAUUUUACAGGUUAAGAGUCAAAUCAAA
Messenger RNA from Xiphias gladius (swordfish), 1181 nucleotides. RefSeq names its product retinoschisin-like. The record is from RefSeq and is a predicted model, not a curated record. The transcript has 5 exons. Lineage: Eukaryota; Metazoa; Chordata; Actinopteri; Istiophoriformes; Xiphiidae. Bases 1 to 741 code for a protein of 246 amino acids.